AAGAACAUUCAUUGAUAAAGAACUGAUAAGUUCUUUAAAAGAUACAUUGAUAACUGAUAGUACCUGACCGAAUUGAUUAUGAAAUUGACCGGGAAUAUGAAAUUAACAGGAGUUGCCGAGAUCGAGGAGCGGAAGCAGAACAAAAAGCUACUAAAACCGCUGCUUGAGAAACGGAGGAGGGAGAGGAUAAAUCACAGCCUGGAGUCUUUGAGAAUAUUGCUGCUGGAAAACGCGCAGAUAAAGAAAUUAAGAAACCCCAAAGUAGAGAAAGCGGAGAUUCUGGAAAGCGCGGUGGAGUUUCUGCGGAGAGAACGGGACUGCGACUGCGCGCAGCAGUGCCAGCGGCUGGGUCUGGUUGCUAAGGACGCCUCCGAAUCCCAACGCGGUUACCAUGACGGCUUCCAAGACUGCCUCGCUCGGGCGGCCAGUUUCCUGCAGCAAUCUUGCAGCAAAGCAUCAGAAACGCGCACCGAGACCCAGCGCUGCACGGCACCGACACUGGCAAACAGUUUCUCCCAGUAUAUGAUGUACCACACCCAGGCGGGUCAGUCUGGGCAGCUUUACCACAACUCAUCUCCGAUGGAGACCGCAGCGGCGGCUGAGCCGUCCGCAUGCAGACUGCAGCGCUUGGUGACCGGCUGGGGCACUACCGGUGUCUCCCUGACCCCUGCCGCUUCCUCUCCCCUGCAAAAACAGCGCAGAAACGGAUCCACACGCCCACGCAGUGGAGACAGAGCAGCGCUGGCUUUCAGGCACCCCAACGCGGCCUCCUGCCCGCCUAUAAUCUCCAAAAUCGGCCACAGCUACCCCAACGCAUUGUGGCGACCCUGGCCAUAGAACUGACGCAUAUUGUCCCUAUACUAUAUAUUCAUAUGUAACCACUUCUUAAUGAAAUGCCUUGUUGCGUGAGGGUCUGGAACCAACUCCCCAGUAAUGCUGUUGAAGCCGACA
Molecule: messenger RNA, 951 nt
Organism: Polyodon spathula (Mississippi paddlefish)
Lineage: Eukaryota; Metazoa; Chordata; Actinopteri; Acipenseriformes; Polyodontidae
Product: transcription factor HES-7-like
Exons: 3
Coding region: 79-837 (252 amino acids)
Biological process (GO): anterior/posterior pattern specification; regulation of transcription by RNA polymerase II; regulation of neurogenesis
Cellular component (GO): nucleus
Molecular function (GO): RNA polymerase II cis-regulatory region sequence-specific DNA binding; DNA-binding transcription factor activity, RNA polymerase II-specific; protein dimerization activity
Source: RefSeq, a predicted model, not a curated record